Messenger RNA from Endocarpon pusillum Z07020, 1497 nucleotides. RefSeq lists its product as uncharacterized. The transcript is spliced from 3 exons. Gene Ontology annotation, cellular component: membrane; Golgi apparatus. Gene Ontology annotation, biological process: retrograde transport, endosome to Golgi. Lineage: Eukaryota; Fungi; Ascomycota; Eurotiomycetes; Verrucariales; Verrucariaceae. The record is from RefSeq and is a predicted model, not a curated record. The coding region runs from base 1 to 1497 and encodes 498 amino acids.
AUGGAGCCAUUCAUCCUGGUGAAGUUCAACAAAGUCCCUGUGGAAGGAGAUGACGAUCCGCUAGCUAGCUUGGUGAUGUUCGAAUGGAAGGAUGAGGGUCUGAUUGGAAGACGUACCGACGGGAGCAACGACGUCGCUGAAAAAGAAACCAUCUGUGAUAUCGAAAAUGUCGAGGCGAAGCUCUGCGAGCAAGAACAGCUUGGCUCUUUCAUCCUCGCAGUCAACGCAACUGAGAAUUCGAAACAACCAAUACUAUCCCACGCGAUCCAUUUGAAAGAGCCAGACGCGAUAAGGUACCCUAUCGCAAAGACAGGCUUCUACUGCGUCAGCACCUUCGCUUUCUCAGAUACCGAUUACAGCGCCAUUGUUACCUUUCGCAAUGCUUACGGAGAGCUUCCAGCAGCUCAAAUUGCCAAGCUUCCCUUCUACGGCGGGCUCACGAUCACAUAUGCUGUCCUGGGAGCAUUUUGGGCAUUCUUGUAUGUCCAGCAUAGAUCGGAUAUCCUACCGGUACAGAACUAUAUCACAGCUACCAUCAUCUUCCUCAUUAUCGAACAACUUAUGACCUGGGGCUUUUAUGACUACCAAAAUCGAAACGGCAACAAUGGCCUCAACAAAGCACUGAUGGUCUUGGUAGCCAUAUUGAACGCUGGCAGAAAUUCCCUCUCAUUCUUCCUGCUUCUUAUUGUUUGCAUGGGUUACGGGGUCGUCAAACCAUCCUUAGGCAAGACAAUGAUCUAUGUUCGCGUUCUUGCUGUUGCACACUUUUUCUUCGGCGUCAUAUACGCCGUAGCUUCGCUUUCAGUGACGCCUGACUCGGCCGGGCCAUUGGUAUUGUUGGUUAUCCUACCUCUUUCAGCAACUUUAACGGCUUUCUACAUCUGGACCCUCAACUCACUUAGCGCCACUAUGAAGGAUCUGAUUGAUCGCAAGCAGAAGACCAAGGCGAUGAUGUACAAGAAGCUGUGGUGGUGCAUACUCGGCUCUAUCAUGGUCAUUUUCGGGUUCUUCUUUGUCAAUUCCUUCGCCUUUGCCGGGAGGAAUGAAGCCAAUUUCGUACCAGAAAAUUGGCAGACACGGUGGUUCAUACUUGACGGAUGGCUCAAUCUUGUAUACCUCUUCGAUUUUGCCUUUGUUGCCUACCUGUGGCGGCCAACAGCCAAUAACCGGAGAUUUGCCAUGAGUGAUGAGUUAGCACAAGACGACGACGGCUUCGAAAUCCGCUCCAUGGCCGACUCUUUGGACGAAGAAGAGGCCAGAACACCAGAUGAUCGAACGCCAGUAACCAACGGAACAACAGGUCGUGGUCUAUCACCUAAUCCUCCAUCAAAUCCUCCACCAAAACCAUCAGAUCAAGCACCUUCAUCUCGACCACGAGAGUCACUAGACGGUGAGACAAUCUUCGCAGUUGGUGAAGACGGAGAUAAAUGGUCUGAUGAGGACGAGAGUCCAAGGAAUUCAGAAGAGAGGAGAAGGCUGACCGGUAAGAAUUCUUGA